Molecule: messenger RNA, 672 nt
Organism: Hibiscus syriacus
Lineage: Eukaryota; Viridiplantae; Streptophyta; Magnoliopsida; Malvales; Malvaceae
Exons: 1
Coding region: 1-672 (223 amino acids)
Cellular component (GO): plastid
Source: RefSeq, a predicted model, not a curated record
AUGGCUUUCCUAUUAUUCAAUCCUCCACCUUCAACCCCAUUACCUCUCAGUUUUAAAGUUUCCUCUUCCUUGAAGCCCCGAAAGAUGUCAUCUCCUAUCCCAAUGGCGAAAACGAUUCCGGCAACGGACAUUAUCAUCGACUUCGGCAAACACAAAGGGAAGAUGCUCGGCACUCUCCCUUCCAAUUAUCUCCGUUGGGUCUCGAAGAACCUCCGCGCCGGCGACAACGAGCGAUGGGCGAAGCUGGCUGAUCAAGUGCUGGAAGACCCAAUUUACCGGGAUAGAAUCGAGUGGGAAUUUGCCGAGAAUGUUUUGAACGGAAACAACGCGAAAGGGAGGGCGGGGAAUUCGGUGUCAUUGUUAUUGGAGAUGAGUGAAAGGUUCGGCUGGGAUAACGAAGAUAAAGAAGGUUGGAGUAGGGUUAAGUUUGAGCUUCUGGGGACCAGUAAUGGUGGAAGGUUACCGAGAAUUGGGGUUAACAAUGGAAGGAAUAGAGAAGCUAAACAAGCCAAGAGUGGAGAUGGGGAGAAGAGGAGGAGGUUGAAGAAACAAGAGGAGAGUGUGAGGUUGGAAAGGAGUAAAGGGCCUGAGACGGUGGAGAUUUUCAACCCAUUUCCUGGUCGUCAAGCUCUCCUCAACAAGGUACUUAAGAACCAUAGAGGAUUUUUGUAA